This is a messenger RNA of [Candida] anglica, 1054 nucleotides long. The record is from the annotation of a GenBank genome assembly. Lineage: Eukaryota; Fungi; Ascomycota; Pichiomycetes; Serinales; Debaryomycetaceae.
UUUAAACCGGGCAAUUAAGCUCAUCGCAUAGAAUAUCAAAAUUGGUGUAAACCUUUAGAUGAGAUUAGACUUAUUUCAAUAAACAUUUAAAGGUUCUACUUUGCAAUAGCUAACAUGAGUUCUAGUGAAGCAUUGAAGAAUAUCAAGAAUAAACAGAAAAGGCAAAAGCUUUUUGCUGACCUCAAGCAUGAAAAGAAUAAGGCUCGUCAUAAGUUGAGAAAUGAAAGAGCCAAGGAAGAACGUCUUAAUCCUGAAUUAAAGGAAGAACGUUUAGCAGCAAAUAUUCCAGAAACCAUUGAAUCUAAGCGUGUUUAUGACGAAACGAUCGCUACUGAAGUGGAAGGUGAAGAUGGGUUUGAUGCCUAUUUCUCCGAUGCUAAGGAACCAAAAAUCUUACUUACAACCAAUGCUAAUGCCCGUAAAGCUGCUUAUGAAUUUGCUGAUAUGCUUAUGGAAAUCCUUCCAAAUGUAAAAUUUGUGAAAAGAAAGAGAGAUUUCUCAAUGAAAGAUAUGGCCAAAUUUUGUGUUAAUAGAGAUUAUACUGAUUUGAUAGUUAUCAAUGAAGAUAAGAAGGCUGUUAAUGGGAUUACUUUUAUUCAUUUACCACAUGGUCCAACUUUUUACUUUUCUAUUUCAUCACUUACUGAUGCUAAACAAAUUGAAGGACAUGGAAGAGCUUCAGAUCAUAUUCCAGAAUUAGUCUUGAAUAACUUCAACACCCGUCUUGGUAAGACUGUAGGGAGACUUUUCCAAUCUCUCUUCCCACAUAGACCAGAAUUCCAAGGAAGACAAGUGGUGACUUUGCAUAAUCAAAGAGAUUACAUCUUUUUCAGAAGACAUAGAUAUAUUUUCCGUAAUGAAGAAAAAGUUGGGUUACAGGAACUUGGCCCACAAUUCACUUUAAAGUUGAGAAGAGUGCAAAAGGGUAUUAAGGAAGACGUAGAAUGGGAACAUAGACCAGACAUGGAACGUGACAAGAGAAAGUUCUACCUUUAGUUUUUUUAGGGGUAAAGUAUGUACAGUACAAACUAAUAAAAGAUGGCAUGAAAGAAAA